This is a messenger RNA of Sparassis crispa, 381 nucleotides long. RefSeq lists its product as hypothetical. NCBI's taxonomy places the organism in Eukaryota, Fungi, Basidiomycota, Agaricomycetes, Polyporales, Sparassidaceae. The transcript has 5 exons. The record is from RefSeq and is a predicted model, not a curated record. The coding region runs from base 1 to 381 and encodes 126 amino acids.
AUGCACUCUUGCUCUUCUGCUCCUCGCAUGCCUAUCCGAGUAUGGGCGCAUAUACCGAGUUUAGGCACCAUCAAUACACAGCGAGGAGGCGUGCGAUCCCCAGAAACUGUGGGGGAUAUCAUGAACAGGCCCUUUGUGUGGAUACCGGAGAUACAAAGCCCGUUCCUCGUGGCGCUAUUGCUCGGGGAAGGUGACGUUACGCAACCUCGUCUGUUCAUUCAUCCUGAAGUGUCGUCUACAGCAAUGCACACCCACCUUGUUGCCCAGUUGAGCCUGCAUGCAUCGCACUUGUCCUCUUCGCCCUCUCCUCCACAGUGGCAUCAAGCCAUAUGUGAGCCUGUGAGUGCCUCCGCAAAUUUCCAGAGCGUGCGCCGUGGCUGA